This is a messenger RNA of Stomoxys calcitrans (stable fly), 1085 nucleotides long. RefSeq names its product probable palmitoyltransferase ZDHHC24. The record is from RefSeq and is a predicted model, not a curated record. The transcript has 2 exons. The coding region runs from base 172 to 1047 and encodes 291 amino acids. Gene Ontology annotation, molecular function: palmitoyltransferase activity. NCBI's taxonomy places the organism in Eukaryota, Metazoa, Arthropoda, Insecta, Diptera, Muscidae.
GCGGCUAAAUGCAAACAUUUAAUUAGUCCGAUGUGUUGCUCCAAAGAGUUGAUCGUGCUUUUCGUUCAGUAAAAUAGAGUGUAAAUGAAAGCGAAUCGUGUUACGGGUUUCGGUGUUGUUUUCAUUGAAAAAAUAAAUAAAUAAUUGUAGGAGCACCAUUGGAAAAUCAAAAUGAAAAUACGUAAAAAUGUGCUGCCAAGACGAAUCGUCGACUGGCUUUGUUUCCUAUUGAUUGGAGUAUUUUUGCCAAUUGUCUUCAUUUUCGAAAUGAUCGUUGUGUUGCCGGCAUUCCAUGAGCCGGGAGGUUUUUGGCACACAUUCACCUUUACGAUUGCAAUGUUUCUGAUAUUCAACAUUAAGGGGAACUUCUUGGCCUGUCUGAUGAUUGAUACUAGCGUAGAUUUUGCUUCCUUGAAAACUCCACCAAAUGCCGAAUCUAUGGGAUGGCGCCAUUGCAAGAAAUGUGAUCGCUUAGCUCCUCCGCGCAGCUGGCACUGUUCGAUUUGUAAAUGUUGCAUUCUGAAGCGAGACCACCAUUGUCUCUUUGUGGGCUGUUGCGUGGGCCAUCGGAAUCAUCGCUACUUCAUGAUGUUCGUGGUAUUCCUGUUUAUUGGGGCCACAUAUGCUUUCGUUUAUAACUCACUGUUUUUGUGGGUGGUCAAUGCCCGGAUCUAUCGAAACUUCUUGUCACUUCUAAAAAUGACCUGUCCAUUGCUGAUGACAGUCAGUGGCUCCAUAUGGCAAAAUAUGUUUCUGGUCUUCUACAAUUUAAACAUACUAGCCGUAGUAUACAGUGUGGUACUAUUGUGGUAUCAUGGGCCUGGCCUCUUCCGAGGGGGAGUGUGCUAUGAAAAGGAUAAGAAUUUCCCUUAUGGCAAAUCCAGUUGGCGUCAGAAUUUCGAGACUGUGUUUGGAAAACGUAUGCAUCUGGUGUGGCUUUCGCCAUUGUUCCAAAGCGAAUUGCCUGACAAUGGCAUCGAUUGGCAGUUGCUGAAAAGUGCUAAAAAGACUGAUAAAUUAAGUAAAGAAAGGAAAAAAGGAGAAUAAACAAUAAAUUUUAACAAAAAUAUUUACAUGACUGUAAA